Iphiclides podalirius (scarce swallowtail) is the source of this 2868-nucleotide messenger RNA. The record is from the annotation of a GenBank genome assembly. Lineage: Eukaryota; Metazoa; Arthropoda; Insecta; Lepidoptera; Papilionidae.
AUGACAGAGAGAGGUCACAGGCGUGGCGCGGGUGCUCCGUUCUACGCGCCCCCACGACGCAAGACAUCCGCCGAGAUUAUCUCCGAAGCGCGGGCGGCUAUUUUUGAUGAAUCGGGCGGUGAUGGCGGCUCAGGAGGUUCAGGGGCCCUAAGGCCGUUGCGCACGCGGCGACCUUACACGCCGCGCGAGCCCCAGCGCACGCUUUUCACUGAGCGCGCGCGAAAACGCGACGCGAGACCGCCGAGCGCAUUCGACCUUAAAUAUUUGAGUCUAUCGGAAGACGGCGAAGGAACUGAACUAAGCGCAUCAACUCCCCACACUUUCGAAGAGGUGGCGCAGAACACAACUGAAACUAAACAUGCACCCAAAAAGGAAACUUUGUCGCGUCACCAGCCUCGAUCUACCGGCGAGCGUUCUGACGGCAUCACAUGGAGCGCCUUCACAAAGCUGCCACACUUGAGUGGUAGAAGCAAACCGCUGCAUCGGCGAAAUACCACUGGGCAACUGGCAGUGGAUGGAACUCCUGUUGUGUCAAAUCUGUCGCAGGCUAUUUCAGUGACAAGGCCUUUAGAUAUAAAUCUCAGUGAAGCAUCUAAUGCUGGACUGUCGAACGAGGCUCUCGGUACCAAAUCAGUCGUUUCGGACUCGACUGCCAACAAACGAAGGAACUUCGCGAACAUGAAGUCUACGUCCUUCGACGGUGCGUCCGCCCUUGGAGACAUUCCUGUCAAACACUUGGCACUUCAGCUGCCUAACGCGUCAUUGGACAAUUAUGAGAGUAUGACUACGUUGGAACUCGCCGAGGCGCUGGCGACGCAGCGCUCGAACGAUCCAGAGAAGGUGCUGCUUCUAAUGGAACCGCUGCAAAGCGUUCUGGAGAGGACGUUGCCAUCCACCAACUUGAGGGAGCUGGUCCUGCGCUCGUUCUACGUCCAUAUCGACAGCGCAGAUGAGCGGGUGCUGGUGGCCAUAGCGAGGGCUAUGCUGACGAUGCGGGUGACCGGUAAACAUUUGGCAGCGGCGUGUAAACUGGUGUUCAAAAUUGCCAGAAACGAUAAGAACGACCACUUCUUCAGGAACAGCAAUCUAUUGGAGCUGUUGGUAGAGGGGUGCGGGAGAGCGGACCCACUAGCUGAGAGCGAAUGCUGCGUGUACGGCGCGGGCGCUUUGCGCUUCCUGGCAUUGGAGCCCAGGCUAUGCACUCUCGCCCACAAGGCCGGAGCCCUGCACCUGGCCGCGUUGCAUCUGAAGAUACUGAACAACGCGAAGACGGAGAGGCCUCGACAAGUGCAGGAGCAGGCUACGCACGCACUAUACCAGUUGACUGGUGCUCUACGGAACCUCGCGAGCGGGGGGUCGAAGGCGGCUAGUGCGUUUGUUUCGAGUGGUGCACUCGCAGAACUUCUCUCAGCCUUGACACUGCACACCGAUCGUGAUGUGCUCACUAACGUUGCACGUUGCCUGAGCGUGCUGUCGGCGGAAGGACCCUGCUGUGAGUGGCUUUGCGCUUGCCCUGCUAGCGGGGGGGCUCUAUUGAGGGCGCUCGCCGCUUGCGCCCCCCGCGCCCCCCUCGCCGUCCGCCUCGCCUACACGCUCGGCAACAUGGCCGCCGCCGACGAGCGCGCCAGGAUUAACAUUUAUAACGAAGUUGGCGGCGUGGACGUGCUUCUGACCAUAUUGGAAUCUUACACGAAACGCAACGAACGUGAAUCAAAGGAUCAAGAAACUGAUCCCGACCUGCAUUUAGUUGGUUCGGAUCUCGGUGAUUCAGAUGGUUCCAAUGAGGACGUCCUUAUUAAGACCGUUCGGGUAGUUGCCAACUUGUGUCUCGCUGAGUUGGCCGGGCGCGGCAUAGCGGCUCAUCACGCCGAGCGCACUGUCAAAGCAUUACUUGAAUGUUUGGAUCUAUCUGAACGGGCUCAUGACAAACGGAUCUCGGACACGGAGGAAAAGGAGUUUGACGGCUACAUGUCGCGAAGGGAGGAGCUUGCCACGGCCGCUCUCGCUACGCUAAACAACAUCACUUUCUACCUAGAAGUCGCCGAACCCUUAGAUCCAUUAGACGGUACACUGGAGCAGCUUUGCAGAGCCAGCUGCCGUUGGCUGCGGAAGGAUGGUGACGGCGCGAGCUUGGCCGCGUGCGAAGCUGUAAGGGUACUCGGCAACUUGUCGCGGUCGACGAGGGCCGCGCGAUAUCUAGUGCUUGAAGGCGCGCUGGACGCACUGCCCCCGUUUCAGGAGCACGCGGACGCGAGCGUGCGGUACGCGGCUGCUGGGGUGCUGGUGAACGUGUGCGGUUCGGGUGCGGGCGCGGCGCCGGCGGCCGCGGCGGCGGCGGCGGCGCUGCGGGCGGCGGCGGAGGCCAGGGACGCGCCCGCCGCCGCGUUGCUCGCGCGCGCCCUGUGGAACGCGCACGCACACCGCCCGCUCGCGCCCGCGCACGCUCAGCUCAUCACCGCGGCACUGGCCGCCUUCGUCGAUGACGAGUCGGUUUUCACGGCGUGCACUGCAGCGCGCUCUGGCGACAGACGCGCGAGUGAUCCAGAAAUAUCCCAGCGACACCAAGUUAAGUUCGACAUGGACAACAUUCACGGCGUCUACCAAAUGGCGGACGAAGCGCCUCCCAGUGAGGCGAAAUCCGCCAGCGUCCGCGAGGACCCAGAUUCGAGGUCCGACGGCGCGGAUCUAGACGGUACCGGGUGCUCGGGCGAGGAUUUGGGCUUUGAGGAGGGGGACAUCGCGGGCGAGGAGGAUUGCAUCUGCGAGCCGUGCAGGCGGCUGGCGGCGUGGGACGAACUGGUCGGCGUGGCGAUACCACUGCUCGAGAAGCUGAGACCGCCCAGAGCCGACGCUUCAGUUGGCACCGAU